This is a messenger RNA of Phymastichus coffea, 594 nucleotides long. RefSeq names its product small ribosomal subunit protein uS9. The coding region runs from base 88 to 534 and encodes 148 amino acids. The transcript is spliced from 5 exons. NCBI's taxonomy places the organism in Eukaryota, Metazoa, Arthropoda, Insecta, Hymenoptera, Eulophidae. Gene Ontology annotation, cellular component: cytosolic small ribosomal subunit; ribosome. The record is from RefSeq and is a predicted model, not a curated record. Gene Ontology annotation, biological process: maturation of SSU-rRNA from tricistronic rRNA transcript (SSU-rRNA, 5.8S rRNA, LSU-rRNA); translation. Gene Ontology annotation, molecular function: RNA binding; structural constituent of ribosome.
GCGCCAUCUGAGUUACUACUACCGUAGUCUUUCCGGUUCACCACAAGUUGACACUACUACGAUCUUUUCAUAACGUGCUCUAUCAAGAUGCAGAAGAAACCAAAGCAACAAAUCCAGUCCGUGCAGGUCUUCGGACGAAAAAAAAGCGCCACAGCGGUCGCUUAUUGCAAACGUGGCCGUGGAUGUAUGAGAGUGAAUGGCCGUCCUCUCGAGCUGGUCGAACCCAGAAUCUUGCAGUACAAACUGCAAGAACCAAUCCUGCUGCUUGGCAAGGAAAAAUUCUCAGAAGUUGACAUCAGAGUUAGAGUAAAUGGCGGUGGACGCGUUGCACAGAUCUAUGCCAUCAGACAAGCGAUUUCUAAAGCUUUAGUAGCCUAUUACCAGAAAUAUGUUGACGAAGCAAGUAAGAAGGAAAUAAAAGACAUUCUUAUUCAGUAUGAUAGGACACUUCUGGUAGCUGAUCCUAGAAGGUGUGAGCCCAAGAAGUUUGGUGGUCCCGGCGCCCGUGCUCGCUACCAAAAAUCCUAUCGUUGAAAACAAUAUAUCUACUCUAUUUUUAAUUUUAUUGAAUAAAAAAAAUUUCAAAAUUCAAAA